Molecule: messenger RNA, 2723 nt
Organism: Homarus americanus (American lobster)
Lineage: Eukaryota; Metazoa; Arthropoda; Malacostraca; Decapoda; Nephropidae
Product: juvenile hormone epoxide hydrolase 1-like
Exons: 10
Coding region: 345-1724 (459 amino acids)
Biological process (GO): epoxide metabolic process
Molecular function (GO): epoxide hydrolase activity
Source: RefSeq, a predicted model, not a curated record
AAGGUCAUCUAGUCUCUUACUGAUAAAUGAAGAAUAUAGAAGCUGCCUCCUCAGUCACCCGGUAACAGUUAACACACAGUCUGACAGUCAUUCCUGCCUCCUCAGUCACCUGGCAACAGUUAACACACAGUCUGACAGUCAUUCCUGCCUCCUCAGUCACCUGGCAACAGUUAACACACAGUCUGAGUCAUUCCUGCCUCCUCAGUCACCUGGCAACAGUUAACACAGUCUGACAGUCAUUCCUGCCUCCUCAGUCACCUGGCAACAGUUAAAACACAGUCUGACAGUCAUUCCUGCCUCCUCAGUCACCCAGCAACAGUUAAAACAGUCUGACAGUCACUAAGAUGGGGUGGCUGAACAAGGUGGUGGUGGGGCUGAUGGUGGUUCUUAUCGCCUAUAAACUCUCCAAGAUGAACAAGGAGCCUCCACUACCAACCCUUGACCCCAACCCUUGGUGGGCACCUGGAGAACCACAACAGGAAGACGUCUCCAUCAAUCGCUUCAACAUCAAUUUCUCCAAAAAGGAGGUAGAUGACCUAAAGGCCCGUCUGGCGCUGCCCUUGAGACUCACCCCAGGCCUGGAAGACGCCAACUUCACCUAUGGCAUCAACGCCGACACCUUACACACAAUUGUACAAUACUGGAGAAAGAAAUAUGACUGGAACAAGAGGCAGACUAGACUUAACACCUAUCCUCACUUCAAGACUCGCAUCGAGGGUCUAGACAUUCACUUCAUGCGAGCAAGUGCCAAGGUGGGGAGUGCCAAGAAUGUGAAGGUAGUGCCACUGUUGUUGAUCCACGGGUGGCCGGGCUCCUUCGUGGAGUUCUAUGACAUCUUGCCGCUGCUCACCAACCCACAGGAGGGCAGCAGUGUUGUGUUUGAGGUUAUCUGUCCCUCCAUCCCUGGCUAUGGCUUCUCUCAGGGCUCAUCCAAACAAGGUUUUGGUCAGCUUGAAGUAGCCCAGGUGUUCCUUAAGCUGAUGAAGAGGCUGGGAUACAAGCAGUUCUACCUACAGGGUGGAGACUGGGGUUCACUCAUAGCUUCCAACAUGGCCACUAUGUACCCUAACAAUACCUUGGGCGUCCAUUUGAAUAUGAUAUCAGUACGCACUAAUGCCGUCUCCUUGAAGAUGAUACUGGGGGCCUACCUGCCAGCUGGGGUGUUGGUGGCAAAGGAAGACCAGGAUAAAAUAUACCCCUUGUCCAACCUCUAUUCUAUGAUCCUCCGUGAGUCUGGCUACGCGCACCUCCAGGCCACCAAACCCGACACUAUUGGAGCGGCACUUAACCAGAGCCCAGUAAGCCUGGCAGCGUACAUCUUGGAGAAGUUCAGCAGCUGGACCCACAGGGACAACCUUCACCAGCCUGAUGGUAGCCUCUUGCAGCAACACUUUCCUAUAUCUCUUGAUGCUAUGUUGGACAAUAUCUGCAUCUACUGGUUCACCAGUUCCAUCACCACCAGCGUCCGGUUUUACUCUGAGGUGAUGAACAAGAACAUGUUCACAAGGUCUUUAGACAAUAAUCCAUGCCGGGUACCUGCAGGUUUUGCCGUCUUCCCACAGGAGAUAAUGACCCUUCCCAAGAACCUCGUAUCUCACAAGUUCUAUAACAUUGUAUCAUUCAACGACCAGCCGGCAGGAGGCCACUUUGCCGCCAUGGAGCGACCAGCACUCCUGGCGGCAGACCUUCACCAGUUUGUCAACACCGUAGAGAAGGGAACUUGAACUCUUAUCACCACCACUAACUCUUCUCUUAUCAUCUUAAAACCUUUCACUACCCCCAGAGAUGAGGUUGGUUCUCUGUGAGUGUUUCUCUAUCAAAGGAAUUUUUUACAUGAUUUUUUUUUCAUAUAAGGAGAAUCCAUAAGGCUCCCAUACCAACCACAUACAGUAAUAGAAUAUAAAUUGUUGUUUUUGUAUUAGUAUAUACAGACUUAAAUAACUACAGUGGAUUUUAAAAUGUUUCAGACAUAUUUUUUCUACAUUACAACAAUAUUAUGGCAUUGAUUUAAGUCGUAGUAUUAGGAGAAUUGUUGAUACUUCAGCCCAGGGUGAUGUUAUGUACGUACGGUAGGGUGACGGAGAUGUACACACACACACACACACACAAACACACACACACACACACACACACACACACACACACUUGUAUACUACUAGGUAAUGAUUUAUAUUUAUCAUCACCAGUUACCAGUUCACUAGUCAUUCAGAUGAUUAGUCUCAUGUUUGGUAGGGAAGGUCACACUAGAGGGUGCAAAAAAUACCAAGACAACACCUGAUAUGUCAAGUUACUCAAAACAGGUACACUAUACACUUCCAUAUAUAAGUAUGAUAAGUAUAAUCUAAGUUACUUUCAAAUACUGUAUGAUCAACAAUAUUAAUUAUCAGUGUUAUCACCAAAUUAUUAAUCACUUGAAAUUAUCACAGGGUUGAUAAGUAUUUAAAACUAAUAAAAAUAAUUAAUUUGUUAUCAGUUAUCCUGAGAAUCGAGGAAUGGUGGUGACUUGCUGGGAACAUUAUCAGUGUAGUUUCAAAGGUUAAAUAAAUACAGUACUGUAAGUUAAGAGAAAAACCAACCUUUUUAAAUGGCCAGUACAGUGAGGUGAUUAUUAGCUAGAUGAUAAAUAAGUAAAUAUAAAUUGACACUUAUGUUAAAAAUGAUGUGAUGAACAAUGUAACUCAAGUGUAUAAUGACUAGGAAGAGAAAAUAAAUUAUAUACUGUC